Messenger RNA from Rhodamnia argentea, 876 nucleotides. RefSeq lists its product as uncharacterized. Bases 102 to 854 code for a protein of 250 amino acids. Lineage: Eukaryota; Viridiplantae; Streptophyta; Magnoliopsida; Myrtales; Myrtaceae. The record is from RefSeq and is a predicted model, not a curated record. The transcript has a single exon.
AAAAAUCCCUGCAAAAACCACCUACGACUCCUCUCUCUCUCUCUCUCUCUUCCGCGACUUCACCUUUCUCGAAUGCCCCUUCUCUCUUCUUCGCCGAAUUCAUGGACGGCAACGAAAACCCGCCGCCGCCGCCGCCGUCUCUGCUGCACGCCAUCGCGAGCUUCUCCGUCGCCGCCCUCGCCCACCUCUCGUCUCUCUCCGCCCACCCUCUCUUCUCGACCGCCUUCGCCUUCUACGCCCUCGUCCUCCUCUACUUCCCGCGCAUUUUCAUCCGGGUCCUCCUUUCCCCCGUCCUCGCCAUCACCGCCGUCUCCCUGCUCGCCCUCCUCCGCCUCGGCGCCGCCCAACGAGCCCGGGAGCGGGACGACUCUUCCUCCGCCGCCGCGGCCCCCGCCGAAGGAAGCAGGGUCGCAGCCGGCGGGGAGAGCGGGCGGGAUUCUUCUCGCGCCGAUGGCGGCCAAUCAUCUGAAGUGGGUUUCCCUCCGAGCACGCGCUACGAGUGCCGCUUCGUGGAAUGGGACGUGAAGGCGCCUCUGGAAGUGAUCUACGAAGAGUACGAGGGCGAAGGAGACGAGGAAGAAGACGACGACAGUGGCUUCAGCCUUGGGGGACUCGAGAGGUACCCGUCGCUGUCGAUGUGCUAUCCGGAUUCAGACUCGGAAUCGUCCUCGCCGGGCGGCGAUUUCGGGUUCAACUUCGGCUCGGACUCGCCGGAGGAAGGCGCCUUCCGGUGGGACACGGAGGACGGAGGGGAGGGGUUGAUCGAGAUCGCGCUGAAUUUGCUCGGCGGCGAGGAAGACAAUCUGAUCGAGAUCGACAUUUCGCCGGCGAGAAAGUACGGAAGCGAAGGUUAGAUUAGACUCGGCGAAUGCGAAA